UGCGAGUAGGUAAUGGUCAAGAGAGAUAAAGUCAUUAAUAUCCAUCAAUAGUACUCAUACGAAAAAUAUUUUAUCACAAAAUUUUGAGCCUUUAAAACGUGAAAAAAUAAGACUACAUGGUUAGAAGUUUGGUGGGAACGUCAAUGUGAAUAUAUUGUACAUGUAUGUAUUUGUAUAAGAAUCUCCAAACGGUUUUUCAGAUAAAAUAAUGAUGCUUUUUUGGUGUUAUAUAUUUUUCUUGGCGCCGUUUAUAAAUUGCUCUGAUGAUGAUGACAAACAGAAGGAUAUGACAAAAUUUCUUCUGAAGCAAAUAAAAAUUCAAUCAGAAAUGGAUAAUACCUUGCAUUUUAAAGUUUGGGGUGAAGAGAAUAUACCUACCAAAUUUGAUUUUAUCAUAAUUGGAUCAGGAUCGGCAGGUUCUGUAAUAGCAAACCGGUUAUCAGAAGUGCCAAAAUGGAAAAUUUUACUCUUAGAAGUAGGACGAGAAGCUACAGGUUUCUCCGAUAUACCUUUUUUGGCACCAGCUCUCCAAUUCACAGACCUUAAUUGGGGUUACACCAUGGAGAAACAGGAAGGAGUAGCUCUAGGUAUGGUCAAUCAACGCAUGCCAUGGCCAAGAGGCAAAGCGUUAGGAGGGUCAACAAUUAUAAACUAUAUGCUUUAUGUACGAGGAAACAAAGAAGACUACAACAAGUGGGAGCAAAUGGGAAAUCCAGGCUGGGGCUACAAGGAUGUAUUCAAAUAUUUCGUGAAAUCCGAAGAUGCCUUCAUCGCUGUCAACGAUACCGGUUAUCAUGGAGUCGGAGGUUACCAAUCAGUCCAAGACGUAUCCUUUAGGACAGAAUCUGCCAAUGCUUGGGUGAAAGCGUGUCAAGAAGCAGGUUACAAAUAUGUUGACUACAACGGAAAGCAACAGCUAGGAGUGUCAUAUGUACAAGGAACAAUAAUUAACGGUAGGAGAUGCAGUGUGGAGAAAGCCUUUUUGAGACCGGUGAAGAAGAGACCGAAUUUAACAAUUCUCACAGAAGCCAGAGCCACUCAAAUAUUGAUAAAUCCCAAAACCAAGGAAGCGUAUGGAGUGAAAUAUAUAAGAAAAGGUCGAACCUACACAGCUUUUGCAGAAAAAGAAGUUAUUUCAUCUGCUGGCGCCUUCCACUCACCCCAACUUCUUAUGUUGUCAGGUAUUGGUCCACAGAAGCAUCUGGACGAACUUGGCAUUUCUACAGUCCAAGAUCUUCCCGUUGGACAAAAAUUGUACGAUCAUUUAACAUUUUUGGGUCUUUUGUUUAGCGUUAACGAAUCUAUAACUGUAAGAGCAGAGGAUAUUAUUUCUUUGAAAUCAUUUCUACAAUAUACAUCUGGAAAAGGGCCAUACACCGACCUCGGAGGGGUUGAAUCUUUCACUUAUAUCAAAGUUAAAGAUGAAGAACCGAAAGAAUUACCAGACGUUGAACUUCUUUUCGUUGGUCUUGGUUUACACACAGACGCAGGAGCGUUGAUACGGAAAUCUUUUGGAUUAAGCGAUCAAACCUUCAACGCGUUUUGGAAACCACUGAUAGGAAAACCUGGUUUCCAAGUUUUACCUAUGUUGCUCCAUCCCAAGUCGUAUGGGUACAUAAAACUCACUUCUAAAGACCCAUUGCAGGAUCCAAAAUUCUACGGGAAUUAUUUCACAGAUCCUAAUGACGAAGACAUGAAGACUUUUAUUGCUUCCAUAAGAGAGACUCAAAGGAUCGUUAACACCAGUCCAUCUCUACAGAAAUAUAAUGCUAAGUUAGUUCCUUGGUCCAUUGGCGGUUGUGAAAAUGAGAAAUGGGAUUCAGAUAAUUAUUGGAGAUGUGCACUUCAACACCUUGCCGCAACACUACAUCAUCAAGUAGCAACAUGCAAGAUGGGUACUAAGGAAGAUCCUGAAGCAGUUGUCGACCAUGAAUUGAAGGUUCAUGGUAUAAAAAAGUUGAGAGUUGCAGAUAGCAGUAUAAUUCCCAUACCACUGGCAGCACAUAUGAAUGCACCAUCUAUCAUGGUAGGAGAAAAGGCUGCAGAUAUGCUCAAAAAAGAUUGGAAAACGCAAAAUUUGUAGUGCAAACCAUGCUUUUCUAUUUUGAAAUCUGAAUCAUUCUUUAUCUAUUCAAAUAAAUUAUUAUUCUG
Messenger RNA from Harmonia axyridis, 2151 nucleotides. Its product is annotated as glucose dehydrogenase [FAD, quinone]-like. The record is from RefSeq and is a predicted model, not a curated record. The transcript is spliced from 6 exons. Lineage: Eukaryota; Metazoa; Arthropoda; Insecta; Coleoptera; Coccinellidae. Bases 209 to 2083 code for a protein of 624 amino acids. Gene Ontology annotation, molecular function: oxidoreductase activity, acting on CH-OH group of donors; flavin adenine dinucleotide binding.